AUGGAGAGCCCUUCUACAGUCAAACAGCCAGACCAAGAGGAUCCCAAGAAGGAGAGGACAGACGGAGAGCCGGGUGAGAACAAGGAAGAAGAAGAGAGACCACAGGUGAUGGACAAUGGAACACAAGAUGAACGCAAGCAGCGGUUUCCUAACCCUAACAUGGUGUCUGACUGUAAGCAGAUGGCCAGUGAAUCCAGUGUUUCCUACACGCUGGGGAAGGAGUUUUUCCUUAUCGCUGGUCAUGAAAUCUGCAUCAGAGAGUCUCUGGACUCCUAUGGCGCCCUUGUCUGGCCAGGGGCGGUGGCUCUGAGUCAGUUCCUGGAGAAUAACCGGCAGCAGGUGAAUUUCCUGGAUAAAGCGGUACUGGAGAUUGGAGCAGGGACAGGUUUACUAUCUAUUGUGGCCAGUCUUCUGGGUGCCUGGGUAACAGCCACCGACCUGCCCGAAAUCCUUCCCAACCUGACCUUUAACCUCUCUCGGAACUCCAAGGGCCGCUGCCGCUACACGCCCCAGGUAACUGCCCUCACCUGGGGUCACGACCUUGAGAAAGACUUCCCCAGCACUUCCUGUCACUAUGACUACGUGCUGGCAGCCGAUGUAGUGUAUCACCACAACUACCUGGAGGAGCUGCUGGCGACCAUGCACCACUUCUGCAAACCAGGAAGUGGCACCACGCUGAUGUGGGCCAAUAAGGUGAGGUUCCAGUCAGACCUGAAGUUCACAGAGAGAUUUAAGAGUUGUUUUGAUACAACACUGAUGACAGAGCUAAAGGAGGGAGACGUGAUGAUCUACAAGGCCACGGCACGAGAGUGA
This is a messenger RNA of Salvelinus namaycush (lake trout), 813 nucleotides long. Its product is annotated as protein-lysine methyltransferase METTL21C-like. NCBI's taxonomy places the organism in Eukaryota, Metazoa, Chordata, Actinopteri, Salmoniformes, Salmonidae. The record is from RefSeq and is a predicted model, not a curated record. Gene Ontology annotation, biological process: peptidyl-lysine methylation. Gene Ontology annotation, cellular component: cytoplasm; cytosol. Gene Ontology annotation, molecular function: protein-lysine N-methyltransferase activity. The coding region runs from base 1 to 813 and encodes 270 amino acids. The transcript is spliced from 4 exons.